GAGACGACGUCUUGGCAACUCAAUGCUGUUGCGGAUCUUGAAACCUUCCAUCGCCCAUGCUUCAGGUACAACGGUCUUGGCGUCCCAUCGGGGAAUCCGGCGGAACAUGAAGGAGAAAGAUGAGGCUGCGAAAGGAUGUUAGACAGCUAUGGAGUGAAUUUCGGCGGGACUCUGAAAGAAUUGGGACCUUUUGGAGUUGUCCGCCUCGAGAAGCUCUUGGAAGAUGGAGACGAUGAGAGACUCCCCUCACCCAAAUUUGGCCCCCGGCCGUCGAUCUCGGGCGUCGAUAGUCCUCCGUAUUCCGAGUGCCACUCUGGGGGUUCCGUUUCUUGAAUACGAUGCGACGGCGUUGGCCAAGCGGUCUAGCACGGCGGCGCCGUUCUCAGUGCGCGCAAUCCGUAUCUCCGUCUUUGCCAAAGGGACUUUAGCAGUUCAGCUGGGGCAAAACACCAAAAACUCUUACGAGACCAGACCUUUGACGAUGCGCCGCCUGACGUGGCCAUGCAUCGUGACGAAGAGCAGGGAACAUCGCUACAACUUUCCGGCUGACGUCAAGGCCGUCGCCCCGCGGGAGAAACCAUGUCUCGUCAGCUCACGGGUUGCUCCAUGUCUCGGUCUGAAUUUCAGAAGAAUAGUUAUCCUGGAGCUGGUGUGUGCCGCUGCUGUCUUGGGGUGUCCCACACCGGGCCCGCUCCAAGGCGACGAGCAUCACCUCCCCAGAUAUCAUCGUGCACCUUCAGCGUCGCAUUGCAGCUGAGAAGUGUUUGCUUCAAGCCUAAAGGUGGUCUGAAAAAAAAAAAAAAAAAAACAGGGACCUGUCACUGGGCCUGCGGGCUGACGAGCGUUUGGUGUAGUU
Molecule: messenger RNA, 856 nt
Organism: Colletotrichum phormii
Lineage: Eukaryota; Fungi; Ascomycota; Sordariomycetes; Glomerellales; Glomerellaceae
Exons: 1
Coding region: 224-757 (177 amino acids)
Source: RefSeq, a predicted model, not a curated record